ACCACACAUGGCCACCACUGCCAUGGGCACCCCUGGGAUGCUGCUGCUGCUCACCCUGGCCCUGCUCACUCCCCAUGAUGCUGCAUCCAGGGAGUGUGACCUGCAGGGCCUGUGGAGAAAUGAGCUGGGCUCCAAUAUGACCAUCUUGGCCAUGAACACAGCUGGGACCUUCUCAGGCUCCUACCACACUGCAGUGGCAGCCACCAGCAAGCAGAUCCUGGUGUCACCCCUGCAAGGGGUCCAGCAGCAUCCCAGUGCCAAGAGACACCCCACAUUCAGCUUCACCGUGCUGUGGCAGUUCUCAGACUCCACCACUGCCUUUGUGGGCCAGUGCUUUGUGGAUCACCGUGGGAAGGAGACACUGGAGACCACGUGGCUCCUGCGGGAAGAGGUCCUGUCACACAAGGACACCUGGAAAGCCACAAGGGUCGGCACUUCCACCUUCACCCGGAUCAAGUGAUGGGAACAGGGACCAGUGCUGCCUGCACCUGCUGUUCUUCUGCAUCCCCAAGUCUCCCCACUAUCCCAGUCCCAAGCUGGGCCCCUGGCAAGGAAACACACCCUCACUUUGCCCUGCUUCUUCCCAGUGACUCCCAGCAACCUGCUGGUGGGGCUCUCAGUUCCCAAACUUGCUGCCCUCAGACAUGGAGCUAAAUAAA
This is a messenger RNA of Oenanthe melanoleuca, 659 nucleotides long. Its product is annotated as avidin-like. The coding region runs from base 8 to 460 and encodes 150 amino acids. The record is from RefSeq and is a predicted model, not a curated record. Lineage: Eukaryota; Metazoa; Chordata; Aves; Passeriformes; Muscicapidae. Gene Ontology annotation, molecular function: biotin binding. The transcript is spliced from 4 exons.